Exophiala aquamarina CBS 119918 is the source of this 1530-nucleotide messenger RNA. RefSeq lists its product as uncharacterized. Gene Ontology annotation, molecular function: transmembrane transporter activity. Bases 1 to 1530 code for a protein of 509 amino acids. NCBI's taxonomy places the organism in Eukaryota, Fungi, Ascomycota, Eurotiomycetes, Chaetothyriales, Herpotrichiellaceae. The record is from RefSeq and is a predicted model, not a curated record. The transcript has 2 exons. Gene Ontology annotation, biological process: transmembrane transport.
AUGGCCACCGAAAAAACCUCUGGUGCUGGCUCCGAGACUCCUCCAAACUAUGCCACCGAGCAGAGCCUUGACCACACCAAGAAGUCUGAGGGAAAGCCAUGGAUGCACAAAUCCUUCAAACUCGGUCCUAUUACAAUUCCUGCAUAUGCCAGCCCGAAGUUCCAGAUCCUCUUUGUAUCGAUAGUGUGCUUCUUGUGCCCUGGCAUGUUCAACGCAGUCAAUGGUCUCGGUGCCGCCGGUCAAGUCAAUGCCCACGACAUCAACAACGCCAAUACUGCCAUCUAUUCCACCUUCUCCGUCGUUGGCUUCUUUGCCGGCAGUAUUGCCAACAGAAUCGGUCUGCGUUUGACUAUGGGUCUGGGUGGCUUUGGCUACGCUCUCUACAUCGCCUCCAUCUUGUCCUACAACCACAAUCAGAACCCAGGCUUCCUCAUCUUUGCCGGCUCCCUCCUCGGCGUGUGCGCAGGCCUAUUGUGGACCGCCCAGGGCGCCGUCAUGAUGGCAUACCCCCCGGAAAAGUCCAAGGGUCGAUACAUCGCCACCUUUUGGAUGAUCUUCAAUCUUGGUGCUGUGAUUGGCGGCUUGAUUCCCCUUGCCCAGAACAUCCAUUCCAAGGCAAACAAGGUCAAUGAUGGAACAUACGUUGGCUUCAUCGUCCUCAUGGCCGUUGGUUUUGUCCUCUCGGGCUUCCUUUGCAACCCCCGCUUUGUCACCCGUGACGAUGGAUCCAAAGUCAUCAUGAUGAAGAACCCCACCUGGAAGUCCGAACUCAAGGGAAUGCUGUCGGUCUUGGUCACAGAUUGGUACAUCCUCCUGCUGUUUCCCAUGUUCUUUGCCAGCAACUGGUUCUACACCUAUCACUUCCAAUGCGUCAACCUGCCCAUGUUCAACAUUCGAACCCGUUCCCUCAACAGCGUUUUGUACUACCUCUCUCAGAUCAUUGGUGCUUGGAUCUUCGGCGUUUGCCUCGACCUGGAGAGAUACAAGCGGAGCACCAAGGCUAGAGCCGCCGUAAUUGCCCUCUUCGUCUUGACUUUCGUCAUCUGGGGAGGCGGCUAUGAUUUCCAGAAACAAUACACCCGAGAGGAAACCAGUGCCGACGACUACGUCAAGAUUGACUUCAUGGACAAGGGCUAUAUCGGUCCCAUGUUCUUGUUCAUGUUCUACGGGGCCUAUGACUCGGUCUGGCAGACAACGUCCUACUGGCUCAUGGGCUCGCUUUCCAACAACAGCCGAAAAUUGGCAAACUUCACAGGCUUCUACAAGGGUAUCCAAUCCGCUGGUGGUGCUCUGUCGCCUAUCCUCGAUACCAACAAGGUCUCCUACAUGAACCAAUUUGCCGGCAACUGGGGUCUUCUGGCUGGGAGUUUGAUUGUGGCAGCUCCAGCCAUCUGGACAAAGGUCCAAGAUACCACUGAUCUCGAAGAAGAUCUCAAGUUCUCCGACGAGACAGUUGCAGAUGUCGCCCCGGUCUCUCCUAUCGUUGGCGCGGAGGGCCAGAUGGCCGAAAAGCACGCCAUCGUCCGUUGA